AUGCCUCAGUACACCUCGCGGGAUGUCGGCGACCCGUCGCAGAUCAAGAAGACGAAGCAGUCCAUGGCCGACCUGAAACUGAGACGGUUAACAGAGCUCAACAGCCGUCUGCGAGAGGAUUUGGAGCGCGAACGUAUUCCCGUCAGCACAGCUGCUAAGAGGGAUUACAUGGUCCCAUCCGUAUGGGGCUCGGUACCCAAGGGCGAGGAUCCCUACGCACCGCAACAAUCAGGCAGCUGCUGUGUCGUCAUGUAA
Molecule: messenger RNA, 255 nt
Organism: Metarhizium album ARSEF 1941
Lineage: Eukaryota; Fungi; Ascomycota; Sordariomycetes; Hypocreales; Clavicipitaceae
Product: G protein gamma subunit
Exons: 2
Coding region: 1-255 (84 amino acids)
Biological process (GO): G protein-coupled receptor signaling pathway
Cellular component (GO): heterotrimeric G-protein complex
Molecular function (GO): G-protein beta-subunit binding
Source: RefSeq, a predicted model, not a curated record